AUGGAAAUUGUAGUGGCAUUUUCAAAGGUAAAUUUGGAGAGUUCUAUUACAGCGUUUCCAACGUAUGAAUGGCUCUCGAGAAGGAAUCACAUAUUCAAAUCAAAUUAUCACGUAAUUCAAACUGAUAUUGCAGUGAUAAAUUGUUCCAGAAGUCUCAUGGAUACUAGACAAAGGAUAGAUGAUGCAUAUAAGAAAAGGUUGCAGAAAAUCAAAUUUAGAAGUGUUGAGAAUCCUUUCCAGUUUGCCAUUGCAGGGAAGAGUACUAGAAUCAAGAUCCACCCACUAAAAAUUGUCCUGAUUACCAUUGUUCUUGGAACACUUGUAACAAUUCUUUCAUCUCCACCAGUUUAUCAACAGAAAAGUAUAUUCCACAACUUUUCCAGUUUUAGUGCACGGCCCUUCGAAUUCGAGUCAGAUAUUCUUCCAUUGCAGGCUUUAAACUCCCUUGAACUUGUAGAACACAUAGAAGCCCCGUGCUUUUGUUCAAAAACAUUGUUCGAGAACUUGUCUUAUAUAUUGAAGCCACAUUUUGUGAACAGGUGGAUAUGGGGCGAGUUGGAUCCUCGAUACGUAUCACAUUUAGACAUCAAUUGGCAUGAUAUUUUAAGAGCACUGGAGCAGUUACCUGAAGAUAAUAAGAUUCGACGAGUAGGACUUCUCAAUUUUGAUGAGAGCGAAAUCCAUCAAUGGAAACAGCUUAUUCCCACGGCUAAUCACGAAGUUCUACACCUGGAUUAUGCCCAGAAAAACAUUACUUGGGAUUCCUUGUAUCCUGAAUGGAUUGAUGAAGAACAGGAUGACAUAGUUCCUAGUUGCCCUCGUCUAUCUAACCUUAAAGUCCCAAGACAUCGCCCUGAUCUUGUUUCUGUCAAACUCCCUUGUCGUAAUAAAGUGAAUUGGUCGAAAGAUAUUGCUCGACUACACUUGCAGAUAUCAGUGGCUGGUUUAGCUGCCUCUUGCAAAGGUAGAUACCCUGUUCAUCUUCUUUUAAUUACAAAGUGCCCGCCGAUACCAAAUUUGUUCACGUGCAAGGAUCGAGUUGUUCGUGUUGGCAACAUGUGGUUAUAUAAACCGAACAAGGAUGUGCUUAGAAAAAAGCUUCAGCUUCCAAUAGGAUCAUGUGAACUUGCACUUCCCCUUGGAGCCAAAGCACAGGAUUACACCAGAAACGGGCAACGAGAGGCUUCCGCUACCGUCCUGCACUCGGCCAAUGUCUAUGUGUGUGGAGCCAUAGCUGCAGCCCAGAGCAUCCGCAUGGCUGGAUCCACCAGGGAUCUCAUUAUCCUUGUCGAUGACACAAUCAGCGAAUACCACAAAAGUGGACUCGAAUUAGCAGGCUGGAAAAUCCGAAUAAUACAAAGAAUCAGAAAUCCUAAGGCCGAAAAAGAUGCCUACAACGAAUGGAACUACAGCAAGUUCAGAUUAUGGCAACUUACAGAUUAUGACAAAAUAAUCUUCAUCGAUUCCGAUCUGCUUAUUCUCAAAAACAUCGAUUUCUUGUUUUCGAUGCCAGAAAUCUCUGCAACGGGGAACCAUGGAACACUUUUCAAUUCUGGAGUAAUGGUGAUUGAGCCAUCGAAUUGCACAUUCCAGUUUUUGAUGGAUAAUAUUAAUGAAAUUGAAUCAUAUAAUGGUGGAGAUCAGGGAUACCUGAAUGAGGUUUUCACAUGGUGGCAUAGAUUUCCAAGGUAUAUGAAUUUCUUGAAGAAUUUUUGGGUUGGGGACGAUGAAGAAGUAAAGCAGAAGAAAAUUCGGCUUUUCACAGCAGAACCACCGGUUAUUUACGUUCUUCAUUAUUUGGGUAACAAGCCAUGGAUGUGCUUUCGUGACUACGACUGCAACUGGAACACAGAUUUCCUACAAGAAUUCGCAAGCGACAUAGCCCACAAGAAGUGGUGGAAACUUCACGACUCCAUGCCAGAAACACUCCAACAGUUUUGUCUAUUGCGAUCAAAACAAAAGGCUCAGUUGGAAUGGGACAGAAGGCAGGCUCAAAAGGCAAACUAUUCUGAUGGGCAUUGGAGAAUCGAAAUAAAAGAUGAACGCAUUGACAAGUGCAUUGAUCCUCCGCAUAAUUGCAACUGGCGAGGCAUGUUGAAUCAUUGGGGAGAGACGCAACCGGCAAACAGUGCAAUGCCUAUUCCCACUCCACCUGCAAUAAAUAUAAGCUCUUUGGGAUUUUAA
Olea europaea var. sylvestris is the source of this 2184-nucleotide messenger RNA. Its product is annotated as UDP-glucuronate:xylan alpha-glucuronosyltransferase 1-like. The coding region runs from base 1 to 2184 and encodes 727 amino acids. Gene Ontology annotation, biological process: xylan biosynthetic process. Lineage: Eukaryota; Viridiplantae; Streptophyta; Magnoliopsida; Lamiales; Oleaceae. The transcript is spliced from 7 exons. Gene Ontology annotation, molecular function: glycosyltransferase activity. The record is from RefSeq and is a predicted model, not a curated record.